Cucurbita maxima (winter squash) is the source of this 4041-nucleotide messenger RNA. RefSeq lists its product as uncharacterized. The coding region runs from base 367 to 3546 and encodes 1059 amino acids. The transcript has 19 exons. NCBI's taxonomy places the organism in Eukaryota, Viridiplantae, Streptophyta, Magnoliopsida, Cucurbitales, Cucurbitaceae. The record is from RefSeq and is a predicted model, not a curated record.
UGCGCGAAAACCAGGACCGUGGGAGCAUACGUGUAGCCGAAAAUGGAGGGAAAGGAAGAACGGUAUAAAAUGGCGUUGAGUUCAGCCAUUUUUUUUUCGGUGGAGGCCUCGGAGAUCAGACCGGACAUCAAUUCUUUAACAAAUUUCCGGAGGCCACUUGAAUCCCACCGUAGGUCCUCCUUCCCAAGCACCGUUGGUGAGAAUUUCAUUUCCAUUUUUUUUUUUUUCCAAAUUUUCAAUCGAUUUCAGAUUGAUUUUUUGGGCUGAGGAUUUCACCACCGGAGUUUGUGGACGGAGGUAUCUGUUUGUUUUUAGGGGCGUCGUUGGGGAUUUCUUCUAAUUUUUAGUGUCGAGAGAUUAAUAAGAAUGGUUUCGGGGCAAGUGAUGUUGCCUGUUUGUGAAACUUUGUGUUUCUUUUGCCCUGCUUUGCGUGCGAGGUCGAGGCAUCCCAUCAAGCGCUAUAAGAAGCUUCUCGCCGAUAUCUUUCCUCGUUCUCAGGAUGAAGAACCCAAUGACAGACAGAUUAAUAAAUUAUGUGAAUAUGUGUCCAAAAAUCCUUUUCGUAUUCCCAAGAUCACAAGUUAUCUUGAGCAUAAAUUUUACAGGGAAUUGCGAAAUGGGCAACUUCACUCCGUGAAGAUCAUCAUAUGUAUCUACAGAAAGCUGUUGGUUUCCUGUAAAGCGCAAAUGCCUCUAUUUGCAAGUAGUUUGCUUGGCAUCAUCCACGUUCUACUAGAUCAAGCACGUCAUGAUGAAUUGCGAAUUUUAGGAUGCCGAGCUCUCUUUGAUUUCAUUAAUAACCAAAGGGAUGGUACUUAUAUGUUUAACUUAGAUGGAAUGAUUCCCAAACUCUGCCUUUUAGGGCAAGAAAUAGGGGAGGAACAGAGAGAAAAACAAAUGCGUUCAGCUGGCCUUCAAGCCCUCUCAUCUAUGAUUUGGUUUAUGGGUGAAUUUUCCAAUAUAUCAGCAGAAUUUGACAAUGUUAUAUCUGUUGUCUUGGAUAAUUAUGGGGAUCUUGAAAAUUAUGCCUGUUCUUCUGGCCAUGAUGAGCAAGAUACUCAGGAUGUCACUGCAGCAGUUUCCCAUUCACGUGAACACAUAACAAGGAUGUGUUCAUGGAGGAUGAUAGUAACUGAAAAGGGAGAAAUUGUUGUAUCCCUGGAAGACGCUCAGAACCCAGAAUUUUGGUCCAGGGUUUGCCUACGUAACCUUGCUAAGUUGGCUAAAGAAGUUACAACAAUGCGACGUGUCUUUGAAUGUUUCUUCCGUUAUUUUGAUAACGGAAAUCUUUGGUCUCCAAAACUUGGGAUUGGUCUUUCUGUCUUAAUGGAUAUGCAAUUGAUAAUGGAGAAUUUAGGGCACAACUCCCACUUCAUGCUUGCAAUUCUCAUCAAACACCUAGAUCACAAGAAUGUUUUAAAAAAUCCUACCAUGCAGAUUGACAUUGUUAAUAUCGCCACCUCCCUUGCUAAGCAUUCAGAUGCUCAACCAUCAGUGGCCAUCAUUGGUGCGCUAAGUGAUACAAUGAGACAUCUUCGAAAAAGUAUACAUUGCUCCCUUGAUGAUGCUAACUUGGGGGUGGAAGUUGUACAAUGGAACCAAAAAAACCAAGCUUCAAUUGAUGCUUGCCUCGUGGAGUUGUCGAAAAAGGUUGGAGAUGCAGGUCUUAUUCUAGAGAUGAUGGCUGCAAUGCUAGAAAAAUUGUCCAAUAUUCCUGUGAUGGCCAAAACAUUGAUUUCUACUGUCUUCCGUACAGCUCAAAUUGUUGCAUCAAUACCAAAUUUGGUGUAUCAAGAUAAGGCUUUUCCUGAGGCAUUAUUUCAUCAAUUACUACUGGCAAUGGUUUGCUCAGACCAUGAAACCAGAGUUGGUGCCCACCGCAUAUUUUCUGUUGUUCUUGUUCCAUCAUCUGUCUGCCCACGUCCUCAUGCUUCUAUUCUCCACUCCACAAAGCCCGCUUAUAUUCAAAGGACACUGUCAAGAACUGUUUCUGUGUUUUCCUCUUCUGCAGCACUUUUUCAGAAAGUGAAAGUUGAGCAUUAUUCUGUAGAAGAGAACAUCAUCUUGAGGGUGGCUGAAAAGCCUAUUAUUAAACAGGUUACAAAGGUUGAAAGUGAGUCCAUUUUGAACAGGCUGAAGUCAAGUUACAGCCGAGUUUACACUGUAAAAAAGGAUCCAUCAAUUCUAGCUACAGAUUCAAUUUUAGAUGACGAUGAUCCAAAGCUCAACAAUAAUACUAUGCUGAAUAGACUGAAGUCAGGUUACAGCCGAGCUUAUAGUGUGAAAAUGUAUCCACCUAGUAUGGUUGCUAAUGAGAAAGAUUUGAGAAGUGCAGAAAAGGAACAGACGAUGUUCCUUAGGCUAAGCAGCCGCCAGAUUACCACUUUGCUCUCAUCAAUAUGGGCACAAUCUAUCUCUCCUCUAAACAAACCUGAAAACUAUGAAGCAAUUGCUCAUACUUACUGCCUGGUGUUGCUAUUUGCACGGACUAAGCGCUCAAGGCAUGAGACGCUCAUUCGAAGUUACCAACUUGCAUUUUCCUUGCGGAGCAUUUCCCUUUCUGGAGGCCAGUUGCGACCAUCACAGCGUAGAUCCCUUUUUAUGUUGGCAACAUCGAUGAUCAUCUUCACAUCAAAAGCUUACAACAUCAUGCCUCUUGUCCCUCGUGCUAAAGCUGCCCUUACUAGUGAAACAGUUGACCCCUUUCUAGAGUUGGUAGAAGAUUGCAAGUUACAGGUUGUUAAUUUAGGACAAGACAAUCCCAAACAGGUUUAUGGAUCAAAAGAAGACAAUGAAAAUGCUGCGAAGUCACUUUCAGCAGUUGAUCAAAGUGAAAGCCAAUCUAAAACGUCAUUUGCUAAGCUAAUUUUGCAAACAUGCGAAAAUAUGUCAGAACAGAAUGAGCUACCAUCCAUCAGAGAGCAACUACUCCAAGAUUUUUUACCAGAUGAUGCAUGUCCGUUAGGAGCUCAGUUAUUUGUCACACCAGGAGAAAUAUAUAAAUGUGGACCCUUGAAGGAAGAAACAUCUGACUUGGUUGAUAAUGGUAACUUAUGCGACGAACCUCAAAGUCAGAAUGAGCUUGAGAUAGAGAACCCCUUGGAAAGUCCAACUGUCAUGAGUGCUGAUGAACUUUUGAAGUUGGUUUCCAACAUAUCAAAUCAAGUAGGAAGAACAUCAGGCUCCUUCCCGGUAAAUGUGCCUUACAAAGAUAUGGCUAGCAACUGUGAGGCCCUUUUAGAAGGAAAGCAGCAAAAUUUAUCAAAUUUUACGAACUCUCAACCAAGUGAAGGGCAACGUCCAGUUAAAACUUCCACCCAUGGUGGCAACAAUCAGAGAAAGGAAGAGUCUUCACGGCGUCGAGUUCACUUCUGUGUAAAUACGAGCGAAAACCCAUUCAUGGACUCAGAUUUUCCCAAGUACCGGCAUUCCACUAAAGACAUCCUUCCUAGGGUUUGUUCGAUCGAGUACCAACACUAUCCCCACCUCUUUCAACUACCACCUUCAAGCCCAUAUGAUAACUUUCUAAAGGCAGCUGGGUGUUAAGUUAAACCAUGGAAUGGAUAUGAAAAUGAGUACUUAGGGGACACUUCUAGGAUAUUUCGAUGAAUGGAAUGGCUAUAAAUUUCAAGGUGAGCGAGCUAGCUAGCAACAAAAUUUCAAGGUCUGCUGCUGCUACUACAUUCAUCUUCUCAUUGAAUGAAGAUAUUUGUGCAAAUUUUUGCCAUUGUUUUUGUAUAUAUUAUCCAUUUGAUUCAUUGCUGGCACGUUCUUCAUGGCGAUGCUCAAAUAGUGUGUUUUUCAUUGGCUUCCUUCAGCUGCGCUCACAGAUUGUUGAAAUUGAAACCCUCCAUUGGUGGUACCCCUAGAUUUGGAUGGAUAGAUAUUAGGUUUUUAGAUGGGGUUGGGCAUUAUCUGUCCGUGGAUUUGUCCAAAGAGAGCAUUCUUAGGUGGUGUGCCUUUGAUUUGGGCUUGUAAGGAAGGUUCCAUUUGUAAAAAUUUGUGAUAUUUGUGAUAUAAAUAAUAUAGGAUUAUACUGUA